This is a messenger RNA of Chrysochloris asiatica (Cape golden mole), 1686 nucleotides long. It is a transcript of the gene EFS, whose product is annotated as embryonal Fyn-associated substrate. Bases 1 to 1686 code for a protein of 561 amino acids. The record is from RefSeq and is a predicted model, not a curated record. Gene Ontology annotation, cellular component: focal adhesion; cytoplasm; plasma membrane. Lineage: Eukaryota; Metazoa; Chordata; Mammalia; Afrosoricida; Chrysochloridae. Gene Ontology annotation, biological process: cell surface receptor protein tyrosine kinase signaling pathway; cell migration. The transcript has 6 exons. Gene Ontology annotation, molecular function: protein binding.
AUGGCCAUAGCCACGUCGGCCCAGCUGGCCCGGGCACUCUACGACAACACCGCUGAGUCCCCCCAGGAGCUGUCCUUCCGCCGAGGGGACGUUCUCCGGGUACUGCAGCGGGAGGGUGCAGGAGGGCUGGACGGCUGGUGCCUCUGCUCCCUGCAUGGCCAGCAGGGCAUCGUGCCUGCCAACAGAGUGAAGCUCCUUUCCACUGGCCCAGCGCCCAAGCCCAGCGUCUCCCAGGCACCCCAAGCCCAGCCUGGCUCACCAUAUCCAGUCCCAGAGCAUGGCAUUAAGGAGCAGGAGGUGUAUGUGGUGCCACCCCCAGCUCGACCCUGUCCCACCUUAGGAUCUCUGGCUGAAACCUGUCCACCCUCCCCUGACCCCAUCUACAAGAUCCCCAGAGGCAGUGGGAGCCAGCUGGCUGCCUCUGGAGACACUUUAGAGGUCUAUGAUGUGCCUCCCGCUGCUCUCCGGGUUCCCUCCAGUGACCCGUAUGACUCCCCUGCCUCCUUUUCCCGCCCUCCGGUCAGGGUGGCCCCACAGCAUCUUAGGGAGGAUGAAGCUCCCUAUGAUGUGCCACUGGCCCCAAAACCACCCACAGAACUGGAGCCUGAUCUGGAGUGGGAGGGGGGCCGGGAACCAGGGCCCCCCCUCUAUGCUGCCCCCUCCAACCUGAAACGGGCAUCAGCCCUGCUCAAUCUGUAUGAAGCACCUGAAGAACUGCUGGCAGAAGGGGAAGACGGAGGCACCGAUGAGGGCAUCUACGAUGUGCCCCUGCUGGGGCCAGAGGCACCCCCUUCCCCAGAGCCCCCGGGAGCCUCAGCAUCCAAUGGCCUGGACACUCUGUCCCUGAUUUUGGCCAGGAGCCCACUACCCCCACACAGGCCCCAGCUGCCUUUAACUGAGAGCCUGUCCCGCCGCCCUCUGCCUGCGCUGCCUGUUCCUGAGGCCCCCAGCCCUUCUCCAGCUCCCUCUCCUGCCCCAGGCAGAAAGGGCAACAUCCAGGACCGGCCUCUGCCGCCAACCCCACCCCGCCUGCCUAGCUAUGGGGCUCCCAAGGCUGAAGGGGAUCCAGAGGGUGGGCAGGCGGAGGACGAUCCAGAGGGACACCACAAUGAGUAUGAAGGCAUCCCGAUGGCUGAGGAGUAUGACUACGUCCAUUUGAAGGGCAUGGACAGAGCUCCAGGAUCUAGGCCCCUGGAUAAGGCCUCCCCAGGGGAUUCUGAGGUGCUGGAGACAGAGCUGCCAGAACAGCAGGACACACAGUCCCUAGGGGAGCCUUUGAUUCUACCCGCUGGAGACCUACAACUGGUGCACUUCUACGCAGAGCAAUGCCAGAGCCACUACUCCGCGCUGCAGGCGGCCGUGGCCGCCCUGAUGGCCAGCACCCAGACCAAUCAGCCCCCUCGCCUCUUUGUACCCCACGGAAAGCGGGUGGUGGUAGCAGCUCACCGCCUGGUGUUUGUUGGAGAUACCCUAGACCGACUAACAUCCUCAGCCCCUCUGCGAGCACAGGUCGGGGCUGCAGGCACUGCGCUGGGCCAGGCAUUGCGGGCCACUGUGCUGGCUGUCAAGGGGGCUGCACUGGGCUACCCAUCCAGGCCUGUGACCCAAGAGAUGACACAGUGUGUGGCAGAACUGGUGGGGCGGGCCCAGCGAUUCACCACUCUACUCACAAACCUAGCUCCCUAA